AUGGUGGUCCCGAUAACCGAAGAACGGUUGCUGAAGCGCAGGAAAUUGGCCGAAGAUCCGGACUUCGAAUUCGACGAGCCGUUGGACUACAUGAAGUUUCUCCUCGACAGCCCGGACGCUUUUGAUCCUUCUUUGAAAACCAACCCUGUUCCUCUGGCCCGAGCCUACAUCAUGGUCAACGCCUCUGCAUUCCACGCAACUGGUUUAACGCUGGCCAACCUUCUCCUCGACGUCUUCUCGGCCGAUCUAAAUGUCGCCGAAGAGCUCAGAGGAGAGGAUGUUGCUGUCCAGGCCGAGCACGGCGCACGCCUCAGUUUCCCUGUGUUGGGUCGUCAUCGUGACGAGUCCUUGUAUCCAAAUCCCGAUCAGUACGAUGCGUUCAAGUUUUCUAGAGUCCGACUGCAACAGCAUGAUAAGGUUGGGAAUGAGAUCAAAGUCAAGGCAGCGGUGACAACCGACGCGGAAAACCUUUCGUUGGGCCUUGGAAAAAGUGUUUGUCCCGGAAGAUUCUUCGCCGUCGACUUGCUGAAGGGAAUUGCGGCGCACAUUCUGAUACAUUACGAGGUUCAGCAUUUCAGUGAGCGACCAGCGAACAUAGUCAUCAGCUCACAGUGCAAAACCACCCCUAAAGGCGAUGAGAAAAGUUAG
Molecule: messenger RNA, 648 nt
Organism: Colletotrichum spaethianum
Lineage: Eukaryota; Fungi; Ascomycota; Sordariomycetes; Glomerellales; Glomerellaceae
Product: cytochrome P450 monooxygenase gloP
Exons: 1
Coding region: 1-648 (215 amino acids)
Molecular function (GO): heme binding; oxidoreductase activity, acting on paired donors, with incorporation or reduction of molecular oxygen; iron ion binding
Source: RefSeq, a predicted model, not a curated record